This is a messenger RNA of Brachypodium distachyon (stiff brome), 2349 nucleotides long. Its product is annotated as pentatricopeptide repeat-containing protein At3g46610. Bases 16 to 2046 code for a protein of 676 amino acids. Gene Ontology annotation, molecular function: protein binding. The transcript is spliced from 2 exons. NCBI's taxonomy places the organism in Eukaryota, Viridiplantae, Streptophyta, Magnoliopsida, Poales, Poaceae. The record is from RefSeq and is a predicted model, not a curated record.
UUUCCAGUCCGAUCGAUGGCUGCAUUUGUGAAUUGUGAUUUUGUCAGACUCUGCUUCCCGGUGCUCCUGAAAACUUGUGGCUGGGAGAAACAGAUAGCCCUCUCCGGCUCUCUACUUUCCGCGGCCACCAUCUUCCGGACACCGAGGCGGCCGGCCACCUGCCAAUGGCUUCCUCCCUCGCCGUCUUUCACCCCGCCGCCGGUCACCUCCCCUGCCCUCGCCGUCCACAAAACCCCGCCUACCCGCGCUCACCCCCCUUCCUCCUCCCCCACCCGCCGGCGUCCGGGCCGCCCCGCCGCUCCCGCACGUUCGCCGCCGAGGAUUCCGCAGUUUGCAAUCGGGGGCGGCGGCGGCGGCAACGGCAGGAGGAGGGGAGCGGGCGUCGACGUCGCCGCGAUCGCCGGGGCGCUGCGAGACGCGAAGACGGCCGACGAUGUGGAGUCCUUGGUGAAGGACUUCCUCGGCGGUGACGAAGAGCGCUUGCCCCUCAAGGUUUACACCACGGUGAUAAGGGGGCUCGGCAAGGAGAAGCGUCUUGACGCCACCUUUGCCGUCGUGGAGUAUCUGAAGAGAAGGGAGGGCAGCAGCGUCAACCAGUUCGUGUACAACUGCCUGCUAGGCGCGGUUAAGAGCUGUGGGGAAUUUGGGAGGAUUGGGGAUGUUCUCACAGACAUGGAGGCACAGGGCGUUUCCCCGAGCAUUGUGACCUUCAACACUCUUAUGUCCAUUUAUGUUGAGCAAGGCAAGAUUGAUGAUGUCUUCAGGGUGUACCAUGACAUCGAUGCCCGUGGGCUGGUGCCGACCGCCGCGACGUACUCGACGGUCAUGUCCGCCUACAAGAGUGCCGGUGAUGCGUAUGCCGCCCUCAAGUUCUUUGUGAAGCUCAGGGAGAGGUACAAGAAUGGCGAGCUGACGGGGAAUCCUGCAGAUUGGGAGCCAGAGUUUGUUAAGUAUGAGAAGCUGGCUGUUCGCGUAUGUCAUAUCGCGAUGCGGCGGUCACUUGCAGGUGGGAAUAAUCCAGCCACUGCGGCAUUGAAGGUUCUUCUUGCCAUGGAUGAAGCUGGGGUGAGGCCAGACAGGAGCUAUUACGAGCGUCUCGUGUGGGCGUGCAUGGGAGAGGAGCAUUACACCAUUGCCAAGGAGCUGUACCAGAGAAUACGUGAGUGCGAUGGGGGGAUCAGCUUGUCAGUAUGCAACCAUCUGAUUUGGUUGAUGGGCAAGGCCAAGAAGUGGUGGGCAGCUCUCGAGAUCUACGAGGAUUUGUUGGAGAAAGGCCCACAGCCGAACAAUUUGUCAUACGAGCUGAUCAUGUCUCAUUUCAACAUCCUACUCAAUGCUGCCAAGAGAAGGGGCAUUUGGAGGUGGGGUGUUAGGCUGCUGGACAAGAUGCAAGAGAAGGGCCUGAAGCCCGGAAGUAGAGAAUGGAACUCUGUCCUUCUUGCGUGUUCUAGAGCAGCCGAAACAUCUGCUGCUGUGAAUAUUUUCAAGAGGAUGAUAGAUGAGGGAUUAAAACCAGAUGUUGUCUCCUAUGGAGCAUUGCUCAGUGCACUUGAAAAAGGCAAGUUGUAUGAUGAGGCGCUAAGAGUCUGGAAGCACAUGCUAAAAGUCGGUAUUGACCCAAAUCUGCACGCAUAUACAAUCUUGGUGUCCAUUUACAUUGGCAAGGGCAACCAUGAUAUGGUAGAUACUGUUCUUCGCGACAUGUUGUAUGCAAAGAUAGAACCAACUGUUGUGACCUUCAACGCGAUAAUCAGUGCUUGCGCGAGGAACAAGAAGGGCGGCGCUGCAUUUGAGUGGUUCCACAGGAUGAAAAUGCAGAAUAUUGAGCCAGAUGAGAUUACGUAUCAGGUGUUGAUUGAAGCUCUUGUACAAGAUGGUAAACCGAAACUUGCCUAUGAGAUGUACAUCAGGGCUUGCAACCAAGGGCUCAAGCUUUCCGCAAAAUCAUAUGACACUGUAAUUGAUGCAUGCCAAGCUUAUGGUUCCCUUAUUGAUCUAACUAAUUUGGGUCUUCGCCCUACAACAGAAGUGGAUCCACUGAGAUAAAGUACAAUUUUUUUACGCAUUUUGUGCAUUGAAGAUAUUUGUAGCAGCACAAAGGACUUUGGGUGGCACUGGAAUAUAUGGUUUAUACAGAAACCAAAUGGUAAACUGUGUCACACACUACUCCUUGUAUCUCUACCAUCCAAACUCAGUCAAACAUCCAUAACCACCCGAGAGGUAUUUGCAAUUGUAAGUUGCCUAACCUGUAAGCUUUGACACAAUAGCCUAUUUGUUAUUUGUUUUAUAGGAAUUUUAAGGUGCACCAUUGAAAUAUGUUUAUGGAUUACGAUCAGUUGCUUUUGUUUA